UCGACUUCCAAGUUGCAAUCUUUGUCAGGGGCCAGGCUUCACCAAAAAGGCGUCGUUUUGGGAAGAGGAGAUGGAGACGAGCGAGGUGCACCGGCUGGGGAGCAUGCGGCGGAGCAGCUCGGUGUGGCGGAGAACCGAGGAGUCGGUGUUCUCGCGGUCGUCGAGGGAGCGGUCGGCGGAGGACGACGAGGAGGCGCUCCGGUGGGCGGCGCUGGAGAAGCUGCCCACCUUCGACCGCGUGCGCCGCGGCAUCCUCUCGCUUCCUGACGAGGGCGGCGUCGCCGGGCUGCGGGAGGUCGACGUGGGGAAGCUUGGGUUCCAGGAGCGGCGUGCUCUCCUCGAGCGCCUCCUCCACGUGGCCGAGGAGGACAACGAGCUCUUCUUGCUCAAGCUCAAGGACCGCAUCCAACGGGUGGGGCUCGACCUGCCGGACAUCGAAGUGAGGUACGAGAACCUCACCGUCGAAGCGGAGGCCUACGUCGGCGAGGGAGGAUUGCCGACCAUCUUCAAUUCCACCAUCAACCUGCUCGAGGGUUAUGCAAAUCUUUUGCGAAUACUUCCAAGUAGAAAGAGACCUUUGUCGAUCCUUCACAAUGUCAGUGGAAUCAUCAAGCCUCGCAGGAUGACAUUGCUCUUAGGCCCUCCUGGAUCAGGAAAAACCACAUUGUUGUUGGCAUUGGCAGGAAAGCUCGACUCUGAACUCAAGACGACGGGAAAGGUGACCUACAAUGGCCAUGAAAUGCAUGAAUUUGUCCCUGAACGAACUGCUGCCUACAUCAGCCAGUAUGAUCUUCACAUUGGAGAGAUGACAGUUCGUGAGACGUUAGCCUUUUCCGCUAGGUGUCAAGGAGUUGGCACUCGGCAUGACAUGUUAAUUGAGUUGGCUAGGCGAGAGAAAGAAGCAAACAUUAAGCCAGAUCCUGACCUAGAUGUUUUCAUGAAGGCAUCUUCAAUAGAAGGACAAGAAACCAAUGUGAUUACAGAUUAUGUGCUCAAGAUACUAGGUUUGGAGGUUUGUGCUGACACCAUGGUUGGAGACGAAAUGUUGAGAGGCAUUUCUGGCGGGCAAAGGAAGCGUGUUACGACAGGUGAAAUGCUUGUUGGACCUGCAAGAGCUCUAUUCAUGGAUGAGAUAUCAACCGGUUUGGACAGCUCAACAACUUAUCAGAUAGUAAACUCCCUCAGGCAAUCUAUUCACAUUCUUAGUGGAACCGCCGUUAUAUCUCUACUUCAACCGGCACCGGAGACCUAUGACCUCUUCGACGACAUCAUUCUUCUCUCUGACGGGCAAGUUGUGUAUCAUGGCCCGCGGGAGAAUGUACUCGAAUUCUUUGAGUCUAUGGGCUUCAAAUGCCCGGAGAGGAAGGGUGUUGCAGAUUUCCUACAAGAAGUAACAUCGAGGAAGGAUCAACAGCAAUACUGGACACGCCAUGAUGAGCCUUACAGAUAUGUUCCUGUAAGAGUAUUUUCUGAAGCAUUCCAAUCGUUCCAUGUCGGUCGUGCCAUUGCAGAGGAAAUUGCUUCCCCAUAUGAUAAGAGUAAGAGCCAUCCUGCUGCUCUUACAGUCACAAAAUACGGGGUUAGCAACAAGGAAUUGUUAAAAGCCAACAUUGAUAGAGAAUUAUUGCUAAUGAAGAGAAACUCAUUCGUCUAUAUCUUCAAAGCAAUUCAAAUUUCCAUCAUGGCGCUGAUUGCAAUGACAGUCUUCUUCCGUACUAAAAUGCACCGUGAUUCAGUGGACGGCGGUGGAAUAUAUAUGGGAGCACUUUUCUUUGGAGUAGUCAUGGUCAUGUUUAAUGGUUUGUCCGAACUCGCCAUGACCAUUUUAAAGCUUCCUGUUUUCUUCAAGCAAAGGGAUCUCCUAUUUUAUCCGGCAUGGGCAUAUGCAAUACCGACAUGGAUUCUUAAGAUUCCCAUUUCCUUCGUCGAAGUUGCAGUGUGGGUUUUCACAACUUAUUAUGUCACAGGAUUUGAUCCAAAUGUCGGAAGGUUGUUUAAGCAGUAUCUGCUGCUACUGGCAGCAAAUCAGAUGGCAUCUGGUCUCUUCCGUGCCAUUGCUGCAGUAUCUAGGAAUUUGAUUAUCGCAAAUACCUUUGGAUCCUUUGUGUUGCUCAUUCUUCUUGUGCUUGGUGGUUUCAUUCUUUCUCGACAUCAAGUGAAGAAAUGGUGGAUUUGGGGUUAUUGGAUCUCACCGCUAAUGUACUCGCAUAAUGCAAUAUCGACCAAUGAAUUCUUAGGACAUAGUUGGAGUCAUAUACUUCCACAGGCAACAGAGUCACUCGGAGUAAUAGUUUUGAAAUCCCGUGGAGUUUUUACCGAAGCAAAAUGGUAUUGGAUUGGAUUUGCAGCUCUAGUUGGUUAUAUUUUUGUGUUCAAUGCUCUUUUCACUGUGGCACUCGCUUAUCUAAAACCAUAUGGGAAAUCUCAACCAUCUUUGUCUGAAGAAUCAUUAAAUGAAAAAAAUGCCAAUUUGACCGGAGAAGUUGUAGAACGAUCAUCUAGAGAAAGGAAUUCUUCUAGUCGUUCUUUGGAAAACAUCAAUACAGUUGCAUCUCUUAAUCGAAACAAGAAGGGAAUGGUGCUUCCGUUCACUCCGCUCGCUCUCACGUUUGAAAACAUAAGAUAUUCCGUCGACAUGCCACAAGAAAUGAAAGUUCAAGGGGUGGUAGAAGACCGUUUGGAACUUUUGAAGGGUGUAAGUGGUUCUUUUAGGCCCGGAGUCCUGACUGCUCUAAUGGGUGUGAGUGGUGCCGGCAAAACAACACUAAUGGACGUACUAGCCGGUCGCAAAACUGGUGGAUACAUAGAAGGAAACAUUACUAUAUCUGGUUACCCUAAGAAACAAGACACGUUUGCUCGCAUAUCAGGUUACUGUGAGCAAAAUGACAUCCACUCUCCCCAUGUGACGGUUUAUGAGUCUCUUGUUUAUUCAGCAUGGCUUAGGUUAUCUGCUGAUGUCAAUUCUACAACUCGGAAGGUUUGUCCUCGACUAAACAGACAAGCCAAUAUGAGAAGUCUAAUUGAACAUGAACUCUUGCAGAUGUUUGUCGAAGAGGUGAUGGAGCUUGUAGAGUUGACACUGCUUAGAAAUGCACUUGUUGGACUGCCCGGAGUAGAUGGAUUAUCAACCGAACAACGGAAGAGGCUCACUAUUGCAGUGGAGCUUGUUGCCAACCCGUCCAUUAUAUUCAUGGAUGAACCGACCUCAGGGCUCGACGCAAGGGCUGCAGCCAUUGUCAUGAGAACUGUUAGGAACACUGUGGAUACAGGGAGGACUGUCGUGUGUACUAUCCACCAGCCCAGUAUUGACAUAUUCGAAGCUUUUGAUGAGCUCUUCCUAAUGAAGCGAGGCGGAGAAGAAAUAUAUGUUGGUCCACUCGGCCGCCAUUCGUGUGAUCUUAUAAGCUACUUUGAGGGAAUUAAUGGCGUGACGAAGAUAAAAGACGGUUAUAAUCCCGCAACUUGGAUGUUAGAAGUGACUACACAGAUGCAAGAAAAUGUACUAGGUGUUAAUUUCAGUGAAGUAUACAAGGGCUCAGAGUUGUACCAGAGAAACAAGAAUCUGAUAAAGGAGUUGAGUUCGCCUCCCCCGGGUUCAAGUGAUCUCUACUUUCCGACUCAGUACUCUCAGUCUUUUAUUGGGCAAUGCUCGGCGUGCCUUUGGAAGCAACACUUAUCGUAUUGGCGGAAUCCUCCAUACACUGCAAUGCGGUUUUUCUUUACGGCCAUCAUAGCUUUGUUGUUCGGCUCUAUAUUUUGGGACCUUGGCACCAAAAGGUCUAGGCAACAAGAUCUAUUCAAUGCAAUGGGUUCGAUGUAUGCUGCUGUCCUAUUCAUCGGGGUACAAAAUGCUUCGUCAGUUCAACCGGUUGUGGCCGUUGAACGAACAGUGUUUUAUAGGGAAAGAGCCGCAGGAAUGUACUCGGCUUUGCCAUACGCCUUUGGGCAAGUUACAAUUGAAAUUCCAUAUAUUUUGGUACAAGCAUUGAUAUACGGUGUGAUAGUCUACUCGAUGAUUGGAUUCGAGUGGACGGCCGCAAAGUUCUUCUGGUACCUGUUCUUCAUGUACUUCACACUCCUCUACUUCACAUUUUAUGGAAUGAUGGCGGUUGGGUUAACUCCCAACCACCACAUUGCAUCCAUUGUUUCUGCUGCCUUUUACGCGUUAUGGAACCUCUUCUCUGGGUUCCUUAUCCCUCGCCCGCAAAUUCCGAUAUGGUGGAGGUGGUAUUACUGGAUGUGUCCGGUUGCUUGGACCUUGUAUGGAUUGGUCGUGUCGCAGUUUGGAGAUGUGCACGAGAAUCUUGAAGAUGGUCCCUCUGUGUCUGAGUUUGUGAGAAGUUAUUUUGGGUUUAGGCAUAACUUUCUAGGCGUGGUAGCAACAGUCAUCGUCGCAUUUCCUGUGCUUUUCGCGUUCCUCUUUGGCUUUUCGAUCAAGAUGCUCAACUUCCAGAGGAGAUGAAAAGUUAUACAUAUAUCUGAGAACCAACACCUUGGAGAUUAUAAAGAUCAGUCUUUCCUCUAUGCAUGUAUCUAUAGGUAUUUUGCCCUUUUGUAAUAAAUGUUUACUCAGAGAGAUAUGAGAAUUCACCCACAAAAAUUGUUUAUUAGAAACAAAUGAAUCCUAAAUAAACAAGUAUCUCCUUGAACUUUCAUGAA
This is a messenger RNA of Zingiber officinale, 4659 nucleotides long. RefSeq names its product ABC transporter G family member 36-like. The transcript is spliced from 22 exons. Gene Ontology annotation, cellular component: membrane. The record is from RefSeq and is a predicted model, not a curated record. Bases 71 to 4462 code for a protein of 1463 amino acids. Lineage: Eukaryota; Viridiplantae; Streptophyta; Magnoliopsida; Zingiberales; Zingiberaceae. Gene Ontology annotation, molecular function: ATP binding; ATP hydrolysis activity; ABC-type transporter activity.